AUGAUCCUCGCCGACAAGCAGGACCUGCAGCGGCAGCUCACGCUCUCGCUCCUCCGCAUCGACGAGAAGGAGCUCGAGUACUUUACGCAGAACUGCUUCGCGAUGGGGACGCAGGCAGCGCUGAUCGCGCUCUUUGGCUUUGAUAAGAUGGUCGAGGCGCGGUCCGACGUGACGGGCAGCUCCAUGGGCGGAGAGACGGCGUUCCAAAUCAAGAUGGCGUGGAUCACGUUCAACGCGUUAAACAUGGUCGCCGGCCUCGCCGCUGUUGUAAAGGCGACGCAGAUGUCCAUUCGGAUCCCCGGGCUCGCGCUCCGUGGGCCCGAGGGCUCGAUGGCGCGCGCCGUGCAAGUGAUGCGGACAGAGUACUGGCGGCUGCACGCGUACUUUAU
This is a messenger RNA of Emiliania huxleyi CCMP1516, 389 nucleotides long. RefSeq lists its product as hypothetical. The transcript has a single exon. Lineage: Eukaryota; Haptophyta; Isochrysidales; Noelaerhabdaceae. The record is from RefSeq and is a predicted model, not a curated record. The annotation marks the transcript as partial.